This is a messenger RNA of Drosophila yakuba, 895 nucleotides long. Its product is annotated as rho GTPase-activating protein gacK-like. NCBI's taxonomy places the organism in Eukaryota, Metazoa, Arthropoda, Insecta, Diptera, Drosophilidae. The record is from RefSeq and is a predicted model, not a curated record. Bases 168 to 785 code for a protein of 205 amino acids. The transcript has a single exon.
AAGCUACGAAUAGCAAGAUCUAAAAACUACAACAGUAUAGUGAAAGUUAAACACAAAGUGUAAAGUGCAGUUUGCACAACUAACAAUUAUUGACUAUAGUAAUUAUUUACUAAAAUAAAUAAUUAUUCCAUAUUGUUCUGGUAAUUGUUAUAUGUGGACUUAGAACAAUGAAUCAAAACGACAUACGUUCUCAGCGACAAUGUGAACAAGACGAGCGCCGGCUCUCUUUACAACGCAACAAUGCAUACUUUUCUUUCGUCUCACCGCAAAUCGGUGAUCGAGCACCCUCACCUUCAACUAACUCGAAACUUUUGCCCUCAGAGAACGACAGACCGCGUUCUUGCUCUCCCUCUCUGCCUGCUUCGGCUCACAAGUCGUGGAGCGAAGAGACCGCCUCUCCUACCCCGCUCCUCUCGCAGCGCCAAACGACCGUCCCGGGUAACUGUAACACUGCAAUAACGAGUGCAGUGACCUCACUGGCAACUGUCACUGCUACCACAACAACAACUUCGUCAGCGGCCCAACUAAUUAUCGCUGUGCCAGCUGUAAAUAAUUCAGCAGCACUGACCGUUUGCAACAACAAUAAUGCACGCAAAGAAGAAUCAAAACAAAAGCAGAAGUCGAUUUCGACUGUGCAGACUGGCAUGGAUCGCUACAUCCAAAUCAAGAGAAAGCUCAGCCCUCAAAACAAUAAGGCAGGUAAUCAACCCAAAAUCAAUCGAACCAACAACGGCAAUGAAAACUCUGCAGUAAAUAAUUCAAACCGAUAUGCCGAUCUUGGCUGAUUCUGCGACCGAACAACCCAACGAAAAAACGGUAGGGGAACCAAAAAAGACCAGGCCUCCACCAAUUUUCAUACGAGAACAAAGUACAAAUGCACUUGUAAAUAAACUCG